AUGUACAGCGAGAAGAAAUCCAGUGAACCCAAGCCUCCAUCGGGCUAUCGCAUCGCUCUCGAUGCCUCGAGCCCGUUCCCUACCUCCCGUAAAGUCAUGGAGCCCCCUUGUUUAGAUGCCGAUAGGCUAUCUCCUGUCUACAUCGGCUCUGCCAUCUUCGAGAACUGUGUUCAUCCGUGCAAGAUCGCACCGUAUUUAACUCCAGCUUGCCGCGUUCCGUAUGGCGGCGUGGAGCUAGAGCACUUUGGCAGAUAUGAUCUCCUUCCCUUCGACCCGGCAACAAUGAUCUGGGUUACAACCAGCCGUGGCCGGAUCCCGUAUGGCUUCAACCCAAUACAAGGAGGUUAUGAAGAAAAUGGGACGCCACUGUAUCACGCGCUCGGGGACGUAAACGGUGUAAAGGUACCGGGCAAGACUGGAACGCACUUGGGGGGAUGCAACGUAGCAUUCAAUGGUGGCGAACAUGUCAUCACAAGAAACUAUGAGAUUCUGUGCUGGAGGUGA
Molecule: messenger RNA, 504 nt
Organism: Pisolithus orientalis
Lineage: Eukaryota; Fungi; Basidiomycota; Agaricomycetes; Boletales; Pisolithaceae
Exons: 4
Coding region: 1-504 (167 amino acids)
Source: RefSeq, a predicted model, not a curated record